Molecule: messenger RNA, 723 nt
Organism: Henningerozyma blattae CBS 6284
Lineage: Eukaryota; Fungi; Ascomycota; Saccharomycetes; Saccharomycetales; Saccharomycetaceae
Product: haloacid dehalogenase superfamily protein
Exons: 1
Coding region: 1-723 (240 amino acids)
Molecular function (GO): phosphatase activity
Source: RefSeq, a predicted model, not a curated record
AUGACUAAUAGCAAUUCUAUCAGAAAGAACAUCAAAGCUUGUUUGUUUGAUAUGGAUGGUCUACUGCUAAAUACAGAAGACAUUUAUACAAUCACAGCUAAUGAAGCUCUUAAGAAAUAUGGGAAAGGACCAUUCACCUGGGAUGUUAAAAUGAGAAUGCAAGGUUUACCUGGUCCAGAAGCAGGUGCUGUAGCAGUUAAACAUUAUGAUUUGCCUUGUACCGUGCAAGAGUAUAUGGAUUUGAAUGCACAAUUACAAAAUGACUACUGGGGAAAAUCAGCUUUCUUGCCAGGUGCUAAAGAAUUAAUCCAAUAUUUGAAAUCAAAAAACAUCCCAAUUGCCUUAUGUACUUCAUCUGACAAAUCAAAACUCAAUAAAAAGACAGACCAUUUAAAAGAUGUCUUUGAAUUAUUUGAUGUCAUUGUCACUGGUGAUGACUCAAGAAUUCCAAAGGGUAAAGGUAAACCAUUCCCCGAUGUUUGGAUUGCAGGUUUAGCUGAAUUGAAUGAAAAAUUUAAUACUUCAAUUACUUCAGAUGAAUGUCUUGUUUUUGAAGAUGGGAAAAUUGGUGUCACUUCUGGUAUGUCUUUUGGUGCAUUUGUAAUUUGGGUACCACACCCUGAAUCUUACGGCGUAUUGGGUGACACUGAUGCCUUCUUAAACGGUAAAGGUGAACUAGUCAAAUCAUUGGAAUUAUUUGAUGCAACUCAGUUUGGUUUGUAG